CGCGAAGCACUUCAAAGCUGUUCCUCUAGAAAGCCACCUUCAGGUGAACACCUGGAAGAACUGUUUUCGCUUUUGACGUUUCAAAUCAUUGGUCGGGCCAUCCUGCUCAAGCAGCUCACCAAGCUUUGGAGCUAGAUUUCUUCAAAGCCGGACCUGUUUUUUGUGUUGUUCUCUUUGUUUAUAUAAAGGCCGAGGCCUGCCACGCUAAGCAAGGGCUAAGUUAGCUCCUAGGUAGGAUGCAGGAUAGCUCACGCUAUCCUGCGUCCUGUCUUCCUGAUGCUAAAUAAGCCGGACAAUCUGGCCAGAUCUUGGCUACAUUGCGAGUCAUACCCCUCGGUACUUGCCAAAACUUAGGACUAAGAAUGCCAGCCUGUGCCUACGAUUUGCUGGACGGUCCAAGCAGAGCUUCGUUCCACAGGAUCAAGGGCCCCUCAAAGAAGAUGACUUUGGAACGUGCAAGGAAGAUGACUUUGGCUAUUGCUAGUAGGUUAGAGGCCAUUGUUAUUAGGUUGGAGGCCGGAAGAUGGCUGGCUGUCGUUCGCGCAUCGAUUUUUGGGUCCAAGGCCCACCUGGGCGACCGUAGGACAACGGGACUGGGACCGUUGGCCGAGUGGAUGCGGGUCCAAAGAACGACCCCAGACUCCACUUGGAGGGCGAGGUCAUUUGGGCGCGUUCGAAGCUUGGCUGCCUUUGUGGUCGGCUACUGUGCAUUCAGCUGGUGCAGCGAGCUCCAGGGUUUUUUGCUUCACCGUCCCAAAGUUCCUCCCAGCAAUCCCGUUGGGAUUCCCAACAAGAUUUGGACUUGGCGCGGCUGUCAGAUUCGCUACCAGGUCCUCGGAGAGGACAACUCUGGCCCGAGCAUUGUGCUCCUCCAUGGCUUGUUGGUGAACGCCGAUCAUUGGCGGAAGAACCUCCCCGCGCUCGCAGACCAGGGCGCACGGGUAUAUGCGAUUGACCUCUUGGGCAAUGGCUACACCGACAGGCUUGUGCCGGGCAGUCCGCAGGCAAAGAACCUCAGCGGGGAAACCGCCCGGAACUUGACAGAGGUCGAGACAGAGCUUCUCCUCGAGAAAGGUGUGAGACAGAAAGUGACUGUUCCACAGCGGCAUCCACUUGGUUCGGUGUACAACAUCUUCACCUGGAGCGAGCAAGUGACAGAUUUUGUACGUGAGAUCGUCCAGUCCGAGGUGAUUUUGGUGGGGAAUUCUCUGGGCUCUCUGGUGAGCCUGCAAGCGGGCAUCGAUGCACCGGAGCUGGUGCAAGGGCUGGUCCUGGUGAAUCCACGAUUUCGGCAGGAGCACGUUUCUGAGGCCCCAGCUUUGGCCAGGCCCUUGAUCUCCUUGGUUCAACGUUUGCUGCGGGAGACCUGGCUGGGCCAAUGGCUCUUCGACACCCUGAAGACGGAAGCUGCCGUGACGGAGAUUCUGAAGGAGCCCUAUUUCGACCCGUCCCAGGUGACCGAAGAGUUGGUCGAGGUCCUGCGACGACCGUUGCUCAUGGAGGGCGCCAUGGAAUCUACCUUUGACAUCCUCUCCUACUCUACUGGGCCACUCUUGGAACAGCUCCUUCAGGAUGAGCGACUGAGAUCUCCCAUUUGGGUUUGUUGGGGUCAGCGAGAUCCCUGGACUCCGAUGAAGCGAGUCAAGGCUUUGGAUGAGUUCCCCAAUGUUGAGAAACUUGUGGAGUUCCCGAACGUGGGUCAUUGCCCACACGAUGAGUCUCCAUCUUUGGUCAACGGUUUGAUCCUGGAUUUCCUGCAGCAUCUUUCGAGCAAAGCAUCAAAGCCAGCAUGACACCAUGCGACGCAUCAUGCAAUGCCCCUUUGUGAGAGCUUUCGCGGUUUAAUUCGACAGGGAACGAGUGGUGGCAAGAGCGCCGCAGGAAACAACUUUGAGUAGUCAAGCUGUGCAAGGCCACGAGAUGUUUCAAUCAUGUCGG
This is a messenger RNA of Durusdinium trenchii, 1938 nucleotides long. NCBI's taxonomy places the organism in Eukaryota, Dinophyceae, Suessiales, Symbiodiniaceae. The record is from the annotation of a GenBank genome assembly.